AUGAAAGUGGAGGAAAACAGCCAGCAGAAGCUGUGUCUACAGUCCCAUUUCAGUCAGUCCAACCUAGUACCUACUAGUAAAACGGAGUCCGAAAACGUUGAAAACAUCAACGAUGCGGUAUCCUCAUCUAGUUUGUAUCCUCGCCCUAGGAAACUGUCGGAGAAAGAAAAGCGAUACUAUAAUAAACAAUGGGAGCAGAAAUAUAAUUGGCUUGCAUAUAGUGAAGAAAAUGGAGGAGCAUUUUGUAAUCUAUGUCAAAAUUUUAUGAAAAAUGAUGCAAAGGUUCUACAAAAGACAGGCGGCGUCUUCAUAACGGUUCCCUUCACAUCAUUCAAAAAAGCCUUGGGGAAAAAGGGGAAAUUGGAGAAGCAUGAACAUUCUUCAGCUCAUACAGUAAGUGUACAAAUGGAAAAUCUCAGGAGACAGGCAAUGAAAAAACCAAUCCACGCUCAAAUCAUUCAACAGAGUGAAAGUGAAACGGACUUAAACAGGAAAAGCUUAAAGACACUUUUGCGAGGUGUGUAUUUUUUGGUAAAAGAAGAAGUAGCCCACACCACUAAAUAUGAAAGUUUGAUUGAGAGUAUUCUUGACAAAGUGAAUGAUGAUUUUAGAACAUGGAGAAAAGCUCAGAGUUCAAGGUCAAAUUAUAGCAGCAAGGACACUGCGUGUGAACUACUGGAGUGUAUGGGCGAAGUCUUGAGGAAUGAUUUAAAGAAAUCAUUGCAACACAAAAAGUUUGCUAUUUUGGCGGAUGAAAGUACUUCUUUGAGAAAUGAAAUGGAGCUGACUAUAAUGUUUAGAGUUGUGGAAGAUAAAGUCCCUGUGGAAAAAUUUCUGACAAUAGUCAAAAUUCCUAAUGGUUUAGCAGAAACCAUUGCAGAUGCUAUCGAUAAGGAGAUUACCGCCCUUGGUCUAUCAUACGAUGAUCUUAUUGCCGUUGGAUUUGAUGGUGCUUCCAAUAUGGCUGGGAACAUUGGAGGUGUGAGAAGGAAGCUCUCGGAAAAGGCGAAAAGAGAUAUUCUUUAUAUACACUGCAAAGCACACAUUUUGUCCUUGGCAGCAGCUUCCUGCAGGAAUAAAAACCAAAAAGUCAAAAGGUUUUUUCAUGUCUUAAAAGACAUAUACAAGCUGUUCAGCAAGUCGCCCAAGAAGGAGCAUGUUUUGCAUGAAAUUCAAGCAAUGAUAAACGAUCCAGUUCUUAAGAUUCCAGAAUGUAUUGAAGUGAGGUGGUUGUCACACUACAGAAUAGUGAAUGCUGUAUUCAGAAGCUUGAAGUCUAUUUUACUGGCUUGUGAGCACAUCCACAAGGAAGGAGCAGACUUUGCAUCCCUCGCGGGAGGCAUCCUGUUGGAAAUCAGAGAGGAGAGUUUUUUCAUUACCUGUUAUGUGAUGAAUGAACUCUUAAGUGCACUAUCUUACCUCAGUAAUGCGUUGCAAAGGAAGGACUUGACUUUAUCCAAAGUCAUUCCCUUAAUUUCCACGACAAAAUUUCACUUGCGCGAUAUUGCGAAACAGUGUGGAGAUUCCAAUAGCGACCUACAGAAAUGUAUUAGAGGCAUAAUGCAGAAGUUCGAACCGGAAGUGCACCUUAUUCCUGAUCCAAAUGCAGCCAAAACAUACAGUGGCAUGAAGGAUUAUUGUGAACGCGUAAUUGCGGAAAUGGAAGAAAGAUUUAAUGACAAAUCGAUUGAUGUCAUGACAUUUGCCAGCCAGUUCGAAACAUUUCAGUCAUUAAUUGAUCUGAAGGAAUCUGAAGUAAGGAAGUUUUGCCGCAACUUUCCCAUGAUCGAUGUGGAAGGUGUACUCGCAGAUUUAAAAUCCUAUAAUUUUUAUGUCAAGUCCAUGCUAGAUUGCGGGACAUAUAAAGUAGACGAAAGUCCAAUUCCAACAAUUUUGGAAGUUGACGUAGGAUAUAGCGAGUUACAGAAACUCUGUGAGAUUCUUUUGGUGAUCCCCGUAACAACAGCCUCCGUAGAAAGAUCGUUCAGUACGAUGAAUAGAGUACUUACUAAAUCAAGGAAUAGAAUGCUGCCAGAAACCUUGUUGCAUUGCAUGAUGAUCAGCAUUGAAGGAUCUGAAAUGCCAACGGAAGUUCUUGGAAAACACGGUUGA
Messenger RNA from Photinus pyralis (common eastern firefly), 2112 nucleotides. RefSeq lists its product as uncharacterized. The record is from RefSeq and is a predicted model, not a curated record. Gene Ontology annotation, molecular function: protein dimerization activity. Bases 1 to 2112 code for a protein of 703 amino acids. The transcript has a single exon. Lineage: Eukaryota; Metazoa; Arthropoda; Insecta; Coleoptera; Lampyridae.